CGUGAAUGGGUCAUGGUGGAAAAUACACAAUCAGAUCCAGAUCAUUUAUGUAGAGAGAAGACGUGAAAUAUAUUCUGCACAAUAAAUGAAGAAAACAACGCUGUUCCAUCGAUGGCAAGUGAUAAAAGUAUAGUUCAUUUGAUCGCCGGAGGAAUUGGUGGUACUGCUGGAGCUGUUUUAACAUGUCCUCUUGAAGUUGUUAAAACCCGUCUUCAGUCAUCUGGUUCAACAUUAAGGUUCAUUCCACAAUGUUCCCCCUACAUGCAGACAUGUGUGCGGACAUUUGGCACAUCAGCCAUCCCUCUUAAUGGUAAUGAACGAGGAAGUAUCAGUCUACUAAGAUGUAUGAAGAUAAUUCUUCAUAAGGAGGGAUACAGGGGUCUUUUCAAAGGUUUGGGACCAAAUCUAGUCGGUGUUGCUCCAUCAAGGGCGAUAUAUUUCGUGACAUAUGCUCAAUCAAAACUUUACCUCAACAAGGUGCUUACCCCAGACACUCCAUUGGUUCACAUGACAGCAGCCGGUGCUGCCGGAUUUUCAGCAUGUACUUGUACCAAUCCAAUAUGGCUCAUCAAAACCAGAUUGCAGCUUGACCAAAGUCAUAACAGCUUCAUGACAAUUCGCCAGUGUAUAUCCGAUGUCUAUAAAAACCAUGGAUUGAAAGGUUUCUACAAAGGUAUUACAGCAUCAUAUUUCGGGAUCUCAGAGACUAUGAUUCAUUUUGUCAUUUACGAGGCUCUAAAAGCCAAACUAAUGGAGAGUGACAGAAAAAAAUAUGCCAAUAAUACAGACUGUAGUGAAGCAGAGACAAAGAUAAGACACUUCCUUAAGUAUAUGCUGGCUGGUGCUACAUCGAAAACAUGUGCUUCAACAUUAACAUAUCCUCAUGAGGUCGCAAGGACAAGAUUACGUGAGGAAGGUAACAAAUACCGGUCUUUUGUACAGACUCUUAGAACAGUUUACAUAGAGGAAGGCUACAUGGGCCUCUAUAGAGGUCUAGGUACUCAGAUGGUCAGGCAGAUACCUAACACAGCAAUCAUGAUGGCAACAUAUGAAGCUGUUAUAUACUUCUUUGGACGAGUUGGACAUGCUGACUGA
Owenia fusiformis is the source of this 1095-nucleotide messenger RNA. The record is from the annotation of a GenBank genome assembly. NCBI's taxonomy places the organism in Eukaryota, Metazoa, Annelida, Polychaeta, Sabellida, Oweniidae.